Aphanomyces invadans is the source of this 330-nucleotide messenger RNA. RefSeq lists its product as hypothetical. NCBI's taxonomy places the organism in Eukaryota, Oomycota, Saprolegniomycetes, Saprolegniales, Verrucalvaceae. Bases 1 to 330 code for a protein of 109 amino acids. The record is from RefSeq and is a predicted model, not a curated record. The transcript has 2 exons.
AUGAAGACCGUACCGCACAAGAACCUUGCAUUGCCAUGUGAUCAUAAGCAGACCAUGGUGCUUCCCCUGCUGUGGUACACUGCGGCUACUUGCCACGUCCCUGACUCAGUGGUGUCGGAAAUUGAAGACAUUGCCCUCGACUUUGUAUAUGGCCGACUCCACAAGCAAGGGCUCGUCGCAAACCACCUCCCCAAGACUUGGCUACACCGGCCGUGCUCUCAAGGCGGCCUAGGCAUGCCAAACAUUGCCACCAGCAUCAAUUUGCCCGGGUUCCGCACCAUGGUCAACGUUCUUGCACUACAAGGCGCGUCAACUACCGUUUUGCCUUAG